Messenger RNA from Plutella xylostella (diamondback moth), 938 nucleotides. RefSeq lists its product as uncharacterized. The record is from RefSeq and is a predicted model, not a curated record. Lineage: Eukaryota; Metazoa; Arthropoda; Insecta; Lepidoptera; Plutellidae.
GAUAACAAACUUUUGAAAGGUCAUAAAAAUAAUGUCAAUAAAAUAAAUAAAUAAAUUAUAAUUUAACAAAAUAUUAUAAAAACAACAAAAUUUUAAAGUGUUUAAACUAAAAAGUAAGUCAACAAGUGAUUGAAACUUCCUAGCAUGUGUUCCCCAUGCUGCGACUUCUGCCCGACGUGCCCGCCGACGCUGCCGUGCGGGGACGGUCCGUGCUACUUCCACUGCCCGCCGCCGCCACGCUGCUGCCCGCCUUGUUGCCCGCCGUGCUGCCCGUGCACGCCGUGCCCGCCCUGCCGCUGCCGGCCCGUGUGGCGGCCCUGCCCACCGCCGCAGCGCCCCGACGUGCUGCCGCCGCUGCUGCCCGUGCUGCCCUGCUGCCGCCCGCGCCGCCCGCCGCAGUGCGAGCCCUGCCCGCCGCCGCCGCCCCCGCCCGUCUGCUUCCCGCCCGUGCUGCCGUGCUGUCCGCCGCCGGAGCCCUGUGAUCCACCACCAAUACCUCCAUGCCCGGAGCCGGUGAUGUGCUAUCCACCCGUCCUGCCCUGCUGCAACCCGCCGUGCCCGCCGCCCUGCCUGCCCAAGCAGCGGCCGAUCUGCCCGCGCGCGCCGCCCUGCCCCUACCCCUGCCUGCCCGUGGGCCGCAGCUGCUGCCCCGACUGCGACGGCCUCGACCCCGUCACCCGCCGGCGCCCUCUGGUGACGCAUGACGGCAUCGUACACACGAGGAAGACCUCGCACCCGCGUGAUCUAAGGGAUAUGUCUAAUCCUCAAGUGCGGUACGAGCUAAUCAACAAUUACGGGUUGCCGACCAAUUGCUGUUGUGCAGUCCAUGUGCCUCUUCGGUAGCGAUACCUUCAUGUCACACGCAAAUGUGGUAAAGUGGUUUUAUACUGUCCCAAAUGUCAUUGUUUUGGUCUUUGUGAAUAAAGUGAUUGAAUUUA